Molecule: messenger RNA, 4759 nt
Organism: Macrobrachium nipponense
Lineage: Eukaryota; Metazoa; Arthropoda; Malacostraca; Decapoda; Palaemonidae
Biological process (GO): cell surface receptor signaling pathway; G protein-coupled receptor signaling pathway
Cellular component (GO): membrane
Molecular function (GO): G protein-coupled receptor activity
Source: RefSeq, a predicted model, not a curated record
UGAUAAGGGUAAUGACGGGUUACUAUAGUGAGCUCUUCGUAGGAAUUCGAUCAGUCUUGUCUCUUGUCGCGUCCACAGCAAGAAGAGGUUAGCUUCUCUCGUCUCGUCUUGUCGCUUCGAAACAGAAAUGGGGAUCCUUUCCCUCGAAGAACAGGUGACUUUUCUAGAAGGAAAACGACAUUCUGAGGUUUACAUUUAAUCAUUAAUUUACCGCUUCAGUGGAAACCUUCUUCUGCUUCUUGACGAAUCCGCGGUAAAAAAAAAAAAGUGAACUUAAUUACCGGAAUUCAUAACCUGAAAUCAUGCGUCGAUAAAAGAUACAACUUCAUCAUCUGAAGAGGAAUGAUUCUGAUGUCCGAUAUGGAAGAAGUGAUGGAAUGAUCCAACGACAGGCGAGAAACUUAGGUAACAUGGAGCGAAUACCGACCGUCUACAGGGAUAAAUCCGCUCGUCUGCUUCUCACUCAUGGGUAUUCGCUAUUUUUCUUCCGAUGUGCUAUCCUAUCCACUGACGGCCAUGGCUCAUCAGCCACGGAAUUGACAGCGACGCCAGAGAAAGAUGCAUCCCAACUCUCUAGUAGCUUAGCACUCUGGUCAAUGUGAUUCGCAGCGAUAGGAUGCAGCGCAGUGCCUCAGUGAAUGGUCUCAGAAUGAAAAGGGGUGCUUAUGAAGAUGACCUGAGUGCACCUUGCGAAAGAAGACGUACUUGGAAUUCACCUUCAAGGCGGAACACCUCUCCUGAUGAUAAAAGGGGAAAUCACUCCAGCAAGCAAGCAACUCGAAAUUUAAUGGAUCACAAAACGGACUUCCUUAUCAAAGCUGAAGGAUGCUGGGUCAACCAACAACCAAAAAAACGCUGCUGGUGACCUCGUCACCCAACCUAGCUCCGAUCCGAACGGGAACCGCCACGGAGAUAAUCGAUCCAACUUCUACCCAGAAGAUCUCGACCGGGAAGCAGGCAUUAAUGAAAUUAAUGACGCCACAAAACAAACGCGGUCCAGCCCUACGAACAAACUUAACUACUACUCGAUUACGCGAUCGAAUGAAACUCGAUCCGAGAAGCGAGGUGUCGCCGACUCCAAUCAACGAGUUAUUAGAGAGAACAGAUCAAGAUCCGUCAGAUCGCCAGAUGAAGAGGGAUCGGGAGCGCCUGCGAUUCUACCUGACAACUGUCAGAUACCUUGGUCAUGUUUGGAGAGGGCAUCCAGGAACAUGAGCCUCGACGCUGAUGCCGAUGGGAUGAGCAGGGCGCCAUGUAGGUGUGAUGCUGACUGUAUCAUCUACGGAGACUGCUGCGCUGACAGCCACACAUCCGUCAGCUCGCAAUCAGCGAACGACGACGGAUGGGAAAAGGAAAGAAAUCUGGCAAACGAAAAGAAGAAAACGCACGAAAUGGAAGGAGGAGUCACGGAAAGACACGAUCAUCAUCCACCAACUUCGUGGACUUGUGGGUAUCUCACUCGAUCCAAGUCGAGACAGGUCUACAUGGUGAACAAAUGUCCCGACCGUGCGCCCAAAGAACUAGCGGAUAAAUGCGAACUAGUCUCAGUCGACAACGACCCUCGGCGAUACCUUAUGGACAUACCCGUUGUUUCUCAGAAUUCUCACGUCGUUUAUAGAAACAACUUCUGCGCUAAAUGCCACAACGAUUUCACAAUCAAGGAGUACAAUGUCACAGUCAGUUGUACUAGAAAUAUAACCUCGCUGGAAGUCCUACGUUUUAUGACCUACCAUCCUGGAGAAUUAAGAUGGUCUGUGAAGGAUUUGGAAAAGGCCUUGUCUGAGGAUUCUCUCACAGCAGACAGCAUCGGAACAACCUGCUCUUUGGAUGUCUCCUAUAAUGAGGUUGUAGGACGUGUAUGUGAAAUUGACUUAAUUGAAAACUGUCAAGACAGCUGGGCUGAUGAGGAUAUCAAAAUGAAGUGUUCAUCUUUUAAUUAUUACGUAGAAGUCGGGAGAAAGGUGUACAAAAACUGGCACUGUGCUUUGUGCAACAAUGAGCCAGAACAUAGGAUUAGGUGCCUUCCACCGUACUUUUUUAUAAUUGUGUCUCGUCCUAUUCCUAGCUUGACAGAUCUCUUCAGUGCAAGCGGCCAUUGUGAAGCGAAUCAGGUCUGGAACAUUAUUUACAGGAAGUGCGAAAAUGUAUCAUGUGGAUCUAGAUUUACGCUGAAAGAAGGUCAGUGUGUGCCAAAAAACGACAGCCGAGAAGACGGCAGCAGCCAGUCUUUCUUGAAUUCUACCUGCUAUACUCGUGAGUUUCUGCUCAACGACAGUCUCGUAUUCCCGAACGGGAGUGUGUACUUGAACCCUACGAAAAAGUCAUACGCUACCGGAGAGUACGAGUUUGUCAACGAUACCUGGAUCAAGAUUUGUCGACCGGCAGAUAUGUGGACCCCUGUCAUGAACAUCAUCUCCACCGUCCUCAUUUCCAUCUCCCUCAUCUGCAUGGUGGCGCACGUGGCCAUCUUCGUCCUCCUGCCAAAAAGGAGAAACAUUCCAAGCAUGAAUCUCUGCUCGAUGACGGUCUCUCUUUUCGUCAGCGAGUUAGUUUUCAUUACUCUCUUUUACUUCAAUGAAAAUUACCCGUCAUGCGUCGUCACAGCCGUUAUCAUUUACUACUUCCUCACCGCAUCGUUCAUGUGGAUGAAUGUCAUGAGCAUAGACAUAUGUAGGACAUUCCAUUCGAAGACGUACAAGACUAAAUCGAAGAAAAUAUUCAUUCAGUACUCAGCCUACGCCUGGUGUGUCCCUAUGGUUGCGACAAUCAUGGCCUUGCUCACAGACCAGUUGGCUGCUUCGGAUUUCAUCUUGAACCCGCGAUUCGGAACUCAGAGGUGUUGGUUCAACAGGAAGUGGGGUCACGUUGCCUUCUUCACCGUUCCAUCAGGAUUCAUCGUCCUGACCAACUUGGGACUGUUUGGAGUGUCCGUUUAUGACAUCUACAAGCAGCACAAGUCUGGGGAAUUUGCCUCGGCCACGGUCCAGAGGAACGGCAAUUCGGUCAACAAAACGAAGGAAGAAAGGGAAAAGGAGAAGUUCCUCAAAACUGCUCCUUAUUCUGGGGCCAACCUUAAACAGUUGGACCUCAACAGCAGUAGUGGCUCUGACUCUCCUCGGUGCGCUGAGCGCUUUCGAGAGAGAAUCCAGAGGAGGAUCCACGCGCACAAGAAACAGCGAGUGAGGUUGGUGCUCUACUGUAAGCUCGCCAUCAUCAUGGGGCUGACGUGGAUAUUCGCCUUCGUCUCCUUUCACACCGAGAGUCUAGUGUUUGAGUACCUCUUCAUCGUCUUCAACGGACUCCAAGGUACAUUCAUAUUCAUUGCUUUUGACUGCAAACAAAAACUCUGGGAUGAGCUCUACACGAGAAUAACAGGGAAGAAAAUUGUCAGGAAAAGCGCAGAAUCCUCGUUUAACACAAGAGAAACGACGGCCACUUCCUCAGCAGACGGACAAUACAAGUACCGAUGGUCAUCCAGCAGGAACCAGGACGGAAGUCGAAAAUCAUCGCCUAUUCCUCAACAGGAACCAGUUGUUGCACCGUAAGUGCACGAUAACAAAUUUCCUAAGGCCUCUCCCGUCAUAUACUGAGAGGUUCAAAACUUUCGCAGACUUAUGCCUAAAUAACUCCUGCUGUAACAAAAAUGAUUAAUGUGUCCUUAACCGCGCGUCGUGUUUGUUUGUUUGGUGUUUUUACGUUGUAUGGAACCAGUGGUUAUUCAGCAACGGGACCAACGGCUUUACGUGACUUCCAAACCACGUCGAGAGUGAACUUCUAUCACCAGAAAUACACAUCUCUAACUCCUCAAUGGAAUGCCCGAGAAUCGAACUCGCGGCCACCGAGGUGGCAGGCCAAGACCAUACCGAUCACGCUAAUGAGGCGCUCCCCGAGUCGUGUUUCGUUAACUAAGUGGAAAAAUGUAAAUAUAUUGAAUGAUCUGACGUGAGGAAGCAUUCGUAUAUAUUUGCCAGAGUGUAGAUAUGAGAAUGUGUGCGCAAAUAUGUACUCUUGUAAUUCAAAACAUACCUGUUUUCACCUAUGUCUUAUCCUCUUUGAAGAGGGUAUGUCUCCACGUGUUAACAUUUAGGCUCUUAAAAAGUCCUCUGAGAUGAGGUUGCUAUGGUAGAUUCACAUCACCCGUGCAUCUAAUGUCUAGGCCCGUCCCUUACGACGCUCCUGAUAAGCCAAUCACAGGGCUGGGAACUGUCAGUCCCUCGAGAGAGUUCACAUAGGCAGGAUGUAAGCUCCAGCAUCUCCUGAGGGAUACGUCUUUCAGGAGAGGUGGAACAUGCAUCCUGCCUGUGUGAACUCUCGAGAGGCUGAGAGUUUCCAGCCAUGUGAUUGGCUUAUUAACAGCCAAUCAGGAGCGUUGUAAGAGACUGGCCUAGAUGUCAAAUGCACGGUUGAUGUGAAUCUACUAAAGACCCACACUCCUCUCCAUUCCAGCGUUUCAUGUUGCACAUCAGCAUAGUUCCAAGUCACUCUAGUAGGCAUGUUGCACCUGUCACCCCACCAUUUACCUUCAAUAUUUACGACCCAAUAAUUCAUUUAUUCAUUCAUUUAUUUCGUCCAGUGCCGCUACUUAUAUAAGAAUUCCAUGUGUACCUGAUUAUGUAUAUUUAUUUUAAUUCAUUAGUGUUAGGUGUUUCCCGACCACAAGGGGUCUAUAAUUAUUAUAUACAGAAUUGCUGGAAUGAAAGUCAGUACCACUCUUGCAACUCCUGCUGUCAACACUGUUAAUUAAAAGGUACCGCUGUCA